AUGGAAGGUGCCGACCAAGAUGUCGUUAUGGGUGGGAAUGACAGACCUUCAAAUCAGGCGACUACGCCCAAUGGUGUUCUUGGAGUUGCUGGCGGGGAUCCCAAGGCUGAAAACCAUACGCCCUCUGAGGAGGAAGACGAAGAAGAAUACGACGAUUACGACGAGGAUGUGGAGGCCCAGCAGGUCGUCAGCCAAUUGCGCAGACGAGGUCUGCUUCCAACAGCCUGUUGCUAUGAUGACCGGAUGAAACUUCACGUCAACGCCGAUUUUGGAACAACGCCUCAUCAUCCAGAAGAUCCUCGCCGCAUAGAAGAAAUUUUCAAGGCGUUCAAGAAGGCUGGUUUAGUCUAUACAGGUCCGGAGGCAAAUGUAGCCCAGGUCCUGCGAGAUACUCCAACCAAGUACAUGUGGCGGAUUGGAGCACGUGAAGCUACCAAAGAGGAAAUUCUUACAACCCACACGCCGCUUCACUACCACUGGGUUGAAGCCCUAGCGCAAAUGGACUAUGCGACCCUGCGGGAGACGAGCAGGCAGUACGACCAGGGUCGAGCCUCCCUCUACGUCGGUAGCCUGACUUUCACAGCAGCUCUAUUGUCCUGUGGUGGUGCCAUUGACACCUGCAAACACGUCGUUGAAGGAAACGUCAAAAAUGCGUUUGCUGUCAUCAGACCGCCUGGCCACCAUGCGGAGUACGAUCAACCGCUCGGGUUCUGCUUCUUCAACAAUGUGCCUGUAGCCGUGAAGAUAUGCCAGCAGGAGUAUCCUCAAGAUUGCCGAAAGGUUCUUAUUCUAGACUGGGACGUCCAUCAUGGCAAUGGAAUCCAAAACAUCUUUUACGACGACCCUAACGUGCUGUACAUCUCGCUCCACGUAUACCAAAACGGAACUUUCUACCCAGGCAAGCCGGACAAUCCAGAUAUCCCGGAUGGAGGGUUAGAACACUGCGGUACUGGGCCUGGUCUCGGGAAGAACAUCAACAUUGGAUGGCAUGACCAAGGAAUGGGCGACGGCGAGUACAUGGCUGCGUUUCAAAAGAUCAUUAUGCCAAUCGCCAAGGAGUUUAACCCUGACCUGGUUGUUAUCUCGGCAGGAUUUGACGCUGCCGCAGGAGAUGAGCUCGGAGGCUGUUUUGUAACGCCUACCUGCUAUGCUCAUAUGACGCAUAUGCUCAUGUCCUUGGCGGACGGCAAAGUCGCUGUGUGCUUGGAGGGUGGUUACAAUUUGCAGGCUAUCUCUACCUCAGCCGUCGCCGUUGCUCGGACCCUGAUGGGAGAGCCCCCACCGAAGAUGGAUAUACCCAUGCUCAACAAGGAGGCAGCGAGGGUUCUUGCUAAAGUACAGAGCUACCAGGCACCGUUUUGGGAGUGCAUGAGACCAGGCAUCGUCCCUGUGCCUGAGAUCCAGGAACUUAACGCGACCAGAUUGCAUGACCAUGUAAGACUUGGUCAAAGGCAGGACCUCUCACAAAGGCAUCAGAUGAUUCCUCUUUUCAUUCAAAGAGACCAUCUAUUCAAGUCAUAUGAGAAUCAGGUCCUCGUUACUCCCGACAUACAGUCUGCGCGUCGGAUCCUAGUCAUCAUCCACGACCCCCCGGAAUUCCUCGCCCAGCCCGAUGUUAUCGAUCGUCACCUUGAACUUCACAACGCAUGGAUUGUCGAUAGUGUCGCUCAGUACAUUGACUGGGCUGUCGGGGAGGAUAUCGCAGUGAUGGAUGUCAAUGUCCCGAGCAAGGUGGUUCGAGACGAAGAUAUGGAUCCUUAUAACCCUAGAACUGCUGACAAGGAUCUGCUCAUUGAGCUUCAAGAGCUGUUGAACUAUCUCUGGGAUAACUAUAUUCAACUGUACGAAGAGGCAGAGGACAUCCUACUCAUGGGUGUAGGCCGUUCCUACAACGGAGUCAAGACUCUCCUCACAAGCCGAGACUGCAAAGCGCGCAUUGCUGGGGUUGCUAGUUUUGUCGACGGCAUGUUGCGUCCUGUAAAGUCCGACGUCGACAACGAGCUUUCCACAUGGUAUAAGGACCACUCGCAGAUCUACGUGUCCCAUGACCACCCUUGCUGGAAUAGCGAGGACACACUUCGCAGAGUGACCAAGCGUCGCUUUGGUACAGUGAUCCGCAGUGAAACGAAUGGUGUCAAUAAGAUGAUGCAGACGCACGCGGCGCAAGUUCAGAAGUGGAUGCUAGAGAAGCUGGCGGCCCGCCAGGCAGGAGAUACUACCGAAGAUGAGAAAAUGACUUGA
Messenger RNA from Colletotrichum truncatum, 2241 nucleotides. RefSeq names its product histone deacetylase. The record is from RefSeq and is a predicted model, not a curated record. Lineage: Eukaryota; Fungi; Ascomycota; Sordariomycetes; Glomerellales; Glomerellaceae. Gene Ontology annotation, molecular function: histone deacetylase activity; transcription factor binding. Gene Ontology annotation, cellular component: histone deacetylase complex. Gene Ontology annotation, biological process: negative regulation of transcription by RNA polymerase II.